Molecule: messenger RNA, 952 nt
Organism: Hibiscus syriacus
Lineage: Eukaryota; Viridiplantae; Streptophyta; Magnoliopsida; Malvales; Malvaceae
Product: beta-glucuronosyltransferase GlcAT14A-like
Exons: 4
Coding region: 1-813 (270 amino acids)
Cellular component (GO): membrane
Molecular function (GO): glucuronosyltransferase activity
Source: RefSeq, a predicted model, not a curated record
AUGAAAAACCCUGCAUUGAUUCCGCUUGCGGAGGUUUUGCUUUUAUACGGUGGCACGGGUGCGUACUGCGCACCUAUAUCGUUGUGGCGCGAAAAUAGCGAGGCUGGGAGGGGAAUCUGCCUUCUCCGUUUGCGGAGGGAUCUGAAUUUCAUUGAUCAUACAAGCAAUAAUGGGUGGAAAGAGUUUCAUAGAGCAAAGCCAUUUAUUAUAGAUCCAGGGUUGUAUAGUGUGAAAAAAUCUGAUGUGUUUUGGGUUACUCAAAGGAGAAGUGUGCCUACUGCAUUCAAACUCUUUACAGGCUCUGCUUGGAUGGCACUUUCUCGAUCUUUUAUCGAUUACUGCAUUUGGGGAUGGGACAACCUACCUCGAACCGUCCUCAUGUACUAUGCAAACUUCUUAUCUUCUCCGGAAGGUUACUUCCACACCGUGAUUUGCAAUGCUCAAGAAUUCCGCAACACUACUGUAAACAGUGACCUCCAUUUUACAUCAUGGGAUAACCCUCCUAAGCAGCAUCCUCAUCUCCUCAAGCUUGCCGACAUGGAACGAAUGAUUAACAGCAACGCCCCUUUCGCAAGAAAGUUCCCUCGGGAUGAUCCGGUUCUAGACAAGAUUGACUCCGAGCUAUUGUCUCGGGGUCCAGACAUGUUUACUCCCGGCGGUUGGUGCGUAGCAAGCGUGCAAAACGGGAGUGAUCCUUGUUCAGUUGUCGGUAAUACAACAGCCAUCAAGCCUGGCCCUGGAGCUACGAGGUUGGAAACCUUGAUCAGUGCUCUUCUAUCCAACGACAAUUUUCAACCGCGACAAUGCAAAUGAUACUGUCGGAAACUUGGUUAGCGGAGCAUUCGUACCGAUUAGGGUUCGGUUAUACAUAAAUCAGAAGACGAAGACGGUGCAUCAAGUGUAAAGUAUUCCUUGUGGUAAGUGGAAGGAAGUAGGCGAGAUAUCUUUGGAU